GCUCGUAGAAAUCUACUUUGUUCUAUGAUAUUAUUUAACUGAGGGGCGAGAGGGCAAUACUGCUCAGUGAUACGGCAAUCGUCGAACUCGUUUUCAUUCUCUUCCUAGUUUUCUUCUUCGUUCUCUGAUCCUUUGGUCAAUCUGAUACGAUCGAAUCUUUCGAUCCCUCGAUUUCGACUGUUCUUUGUUUUAUAUUAUUUCUAUUUGCUUUUAGGUUUCGAUUUUCAGAGGCAUGGAGAAUUCUAGGGAAGGUUGCGAUGGAGCAAAGAAGAAUGAAGAAAGCCCUAAUUCUGUAACAGAAGCUGAGCCCGAAUCAAAUUUGGCUGCAUCUCGGCAGACUUCAAGGACGCCGUUCACGAGCCUCAGCCAGGUCGAUGCAGACCUCGCACUCGCUAGGACCCUACAAGAACAGGAACGGGCAUAUAUGAUGCUAAGAAUGAAUAGUGGUGAAGGGAGUGAUUAUGGAAGUUCGGAGAAUGGAAGUUAUGUCUAUGAAGAUGAUGUUGAUGAUCAAAACGAGGAAGAGAAUGCUGAGACUGAUGCUGAUGAAGAUGCAUUCGAUGUCCAUGCACGGGUUGAUGCUGGGGAUAACAAUCAGGCUACUGAACUUGAUCCAUCGGCCUUUGACAGCGAUGAGGCUUAUGCUAGGGCUCUCCAAGAAGCUGAAAUGGCCGUGCACUUGAUGGCUCUUGCCGGAAUUAAUGACUGGGAAGCAGAGGAUAGUGAAGACCAUGGCAGUAACUCUCAGGAUACAUGGGAGGAGGUUGAUCCAGAUGAACUAUCAUAUGAGGAAUUGCUUGCCUUGGGUGAGGUAGUUGGAACAGAGAGCCGUGGUCUUUCUGCAGAUAUGAUUGCCUCGUUACCUUCAGUUAGUUACAACGCACAAAGCAACCAGGAUGGAAGCACUGAUCAGUGUGUUAUUUGUCGGUUGGACUAUGAGGAUGGUGAGACCUUGACUGUUCUUUCAUGCAAGCACUCAUAUCACUCUGAGUGCAUUACUAACUGGCUUCAAAUAAACAAGGUCUGCCCAGUGUGCAGUGCCGAGGUUUCUACUUCAGAAAGCAGAUAAGGAUGUUGGACGUUGUGGAUCGCUUUUUAUAAGUUUGCACAAUAUGCCUUAAGAUGGAUUGGAAGAAAUAGAGGCCACAGCAUUUGUUUUGGGUACCCUGUGCCUCUUUCUGAAAAAUACAUUAUUUAAGCAUGUUUGUAUGUCGAUUCUUUUUUUCUUACUGAAUGGAUUGGAUGUUUUUUGAGUUAUUCAUCCUUGGCAAUGCUUUGCACAUACAUGUCAGCUAAAGUUUCUUAUGAAGAUUAUUCGUUGGUAUU
Messenger RNA from Nelumbo nucifera (sacred lotus), 1326 nucleotides. RefSeq names its product E3 ubiquitin ligase BIG BROTHER-related. The record is from RefSeq and is a predicted model, not a curated record. NCBI's taxonomy places the organism in Eukaryota, Viridiplantae, Streptophyta, Magnoliopsida, Proteales, Nelumbonaceae.